Molecule: messenger RNA, 1388 nt
Organism: Seriola dumerili (greater amberjack)
Lineage: Eukaryota; Metazoa; Chordata; Actinopteri; Carangiformes; Carangidae
Gene: agtrap
Product: angiotensin II receptor associated protein
Exons: 5
Coding region: 92-598 (168 amino acids)
Biological process (GO): angiotensin-activated signaling pathway; regulation of blood pressure
Cellular component (GO): plasma membrane
Source: RefSeq, a predicted model, not a curated record
AGAAACCUGCCGCAUUUUUUCAUGUAGCGCCUCAACAAGUUGAAGCACUGAGUCGGAUCAAGGUAGAGCUGCUUGGACCAAACAGCCUAUUAUGGACAUCCCUGCCAUAAAUCUAAAGGCCAUAGUACUGGUGCACUGGCUGCUUACAGUAUGGGGAUGCAUGGCGUGGCUGCCCACCUCCUUCGCUUGGGGGAACUUCUGUGUGUUAGCUGUUGGGGUCUGGGCAAUUGCACAGAGGGACUCGAUUGAUGCUGUGCUCAUGUUUCUGAUGGGGAUGAUUGUGACAAUAUUGACCGACAUCAUCCAUUUUGGGAUCUAUUACCCGCUGAGCGACUUUGCAGCAGAAAGGGGACGGGACGUGUUUCGCUUCAGCGCAGGAAUGGCCAUCCUCAGCCUGCUGCUCAAACCUGUGUCCUGCUUCUUUGUUUACCAAAUGUACCGCGAGCGUGGAGGAGAUUACAACGUCAACUUUGGUUUCCCGUCCGUAUCACGAAACAGAGACGCCUACCAGUCCAUUGACCAGCAGGAUGAGUCGUCCAGCCCCGCAAAUCCCUUCAACCAGGCCCAGGACAGCAAACCAGGAGCCCGCACAUACUGAGAGGAGCAGGCAGAGAGCAACACAGUGUUUUCCUCUGACUCUUUAUGCAGCAGCGCAGAGCUUGGGGCCAGUUUUUACAAUCGAUUCCACAUCAGUCCAUUUGUUUUGUACAGUCCGUCUGCUGCAGAUCGCAGCACUGAAAACAAAUUGAAUACCUUUUUAUUAUGGUAAAUCAUUAAUUCUGUUUGGGUUUUAGAAUGAAAUGUGGCAUAAUUAAACCCAUUUUAAUUUUUUCUUCAAAGGUGGGAAUGUUUUUUGCUGAGCUGGCACAUCGCUGCUGAAUAAAUAGACAGGAAAAAUUGCUCUACCACUCCCAUGCUGUGUUCCUGUUUUUACCGGCUACUAAUUUUAGUGGGGAGGUGUUGAAUGGAACUGUUGUGUUUGCAGGAGUUUUGUUAGUUUACUUUUUCCAAGCGAGUCAUUUUUUUUUUUUUUUUUUUCCCAAAUAUGGCACUUACAGACAUUAAGAGUCAUGUCUGUUUCUCUUUGUGUUCUGUAAAUUAUGAAGUAUUCAUUGUAUGCAGUAUGAAGUAUUAUUUUCUGGUUAGUAUUUACUGUACGGCACAGCGGUGCUUAAAGAGUGUCAUGCUGUAGAAGCAAUACUUUGUGCCUUUGUAUUUUUGGAGCUAAUAAGAGCUGUGUCCUUCGACUGAGCUGAAAACAUGAUGACCAAAACUAGAGUUACAGUUCAUUUACCUUGGUGUUGAUCUAUGCAAAAUCCAAAUUAAGAGUGCUGUUACAUGUAGCACUGUAACUAUAAAAGAAAUACAUAAAAAAAAAAAAAAAGAAA